UAUAAAAUAAUUAGAAUGUAACUAUAAGUAAUAUGUAAUGAAUAAUCUUGGACAUUCAGAAGACCUCUGGAUGAACUAACAAUAAAAUAAAUAGUUAAGAGACUUCCAUAUAGAAUAAAUAACUUACCAAAUAAAUUUGCUCUUUAAUAUGAGGAUUUUGAUGGAGAUAUGAUUGAUGUGACAUGUGAUGCUGACUUAUUGACAAUAAGAGAAUGUUAAUUUGAUAAGAAAAUGAUUACAUUGUAAUAAUAUAUAAAAUAAAUAAAAGAUAUGUACAAGAAGUUAAAAUAGGUGGAUUUAUAAAAGAAGAUGUAUGCAAUAAUAUGGAGAACAGAAAAGAACAUAUUAAAUAAAUGGUAAAUUCUAGGGUAAUGGAACUUAUUCCUGAGAUAACAAAGUAAGUGAAACAAGCAAUCGAAAAUGAUGUCAUUUAAAAAUAGAUUGAAAAUUUAUCAAUAGCAAAUUCAACAAUAGUAGAAGAAAAAGAAGAUAAAAAAAUAGUACAUGAAAAGGUAUGUUGUGAUGGAUGUGAAAUGUUCCCAAUUAUUGGUACAAGAUAUAAAGUAAAUAUUUAAAAAUAUAAUUUAUAGUGUGCAGUAUGCAAAGACUUUGAUCUAUGUGAGAAAUGUGAAGAUUAAGGAACUCAUGAACAUGCCAUGUUAAAAAUUAGAAAACCAGAAUAAGCUCCUUCAAUUAUAAUUACAGCUAUUGUAUUAUAUAAUUUCAUAUAUUUAGGGUGAUAAACCAGAUUUACCAUAAGGAAAUAUCUUAAGAAGUUAAAUAAGUGAAUUGAUUCAAACUAUGUAAUUAAAAUAAUCUUCUAAUAUCCCUAUUUUAAAAGAGAAUUAAAUUGAUACAAUAUCAAUGUCAAUGUCAAUGCCAAUGAAUUCUUAGUUAUUGGAUCUUUUAUGUAAAGAAACUACCUAAGAAAAUACUUAAGAAAAUAACUUAAAUAAAUCAACCAAUCCCAAUGUUGUAGAAUUGUGUGAAUUAUUGAGAGUUAGACCAGAAGUAGCUGAAACUUUGAUAGAUUUAUUCCCAAACUAAAAUGCCAAGGAGAUAAUGGAAAUUAUUGGAGAUGACUUAGAAUACAUCAAUUCCCUUCAAAGAUCAACCAUUUGAAAUAUCAAUAAUUAUCAUCCAUUAUAUGGUUAUUUAAAAUCACAUUAAAAU
Paramecium sonneborni is the source of this 1173-nucleotide messenger RNA. The record is from the annotation of a GenBank genome assembly. Lineage: Eukaryota; Ciliophora; Oligohymenophorea; Peniculida; Parameciidae.